This is a messenger RNA of Trichomycterus rosablanca, 3205 nucleotides long. It is a transcript of the gene wscd2, whose product is annotated as WSC domain containing 2. Bases 422 to 2038 code for a protein of 538 amino acids. Gene Ontology annotation, molecular function: sulfotransferase activity. The record is from RefSeq and is a predicted model, not a curated record. The transcript has 9 exons. Lineage: Eukaryota; Metazoa; Chordata; Actinopteri; Siluriformes; Trichomycteridae.
GUGCCCGGUUUUACCCUCCUCACAGCUGGAUCGAUACACCGAGACUGGAUCGGAUAAACAGCACCGUGGGGUCUGGCACGAGCUGAUCGGGGCUGUUUGUUCUUCAGCGCGAGCGCUUAUUUCAGGCUUGACUGACAGCCGGCUCGGGGGAAACGAGGCCUCGGGAGAGAAACGGAGAGCCAGAUAACGGCGGGGAGAGCGCUAUCGGCUUUCGUCUCGUCUUCCAACACACACCCAAACAAUGCCCGAGAAGUACCGGAGUUGACGUGAAGAAGGAGAACUGGAGCUGUUUGCUGGACCUCUAGCCAUCGAUGUAGUCGUAUCGGUGCUCAGAGCUGAGACUGUCCAGUUUUCGGGAUCGUUUCUUAUCGACGAUGCUCUCUCCUCCGUUUGUUCAUGGUUGUUCGUGAGCUAGGAGGCCAUGGUGCGGCCCUGGCUAAAGGUUCAGCGCUAUUUCCGACGCAAACCUGUCCGCUUCUUCUCCUUCAUCCUGCUCUACCUCACGGCCGGCAGCCUCGUCUUCCUCCAUUCGGGGUUCUCGGGCGCUUCGGGCUCUGGGGGCAGGCACGGCCCUCUGGCGUCAGCUGACAGGGUCGCGGUGACGUCCAUAAGGAGAUUUGAUUAUGUCAAGAGGUCAUUUAAGGACACGCGGACCACCAGGAGGUAUGGAACAGCCUGGACCAAGGUGAAAACCAGCAAAGAGACCGAGGAGGGCAGAGCCAAGUACGUUGGCUGCUACAUAGACGAUACCCUGAAGAGGGCGCUCCGAGGUGUCUCCUUUUUCGACUACAAGAAGAUGACCGUCUUCCGCUGCCAGGACAACUGCGCAGAGAGGGGGUAUCUGUAUGCCGGUCUGGAGUUUGGCGCCGAGUGUUACUGCGGCCACAGGGUUCAGGCGGCCAACGUGUCCGAGUCCGAGUGCAACAUGGAGUGCAAGGGGGAGAAGAGCAGGCUGUGUGGAGGAGCCAACCGCCUGUCCAUCUACAGGCUGGAGCUGAGCCAGGAGUCAGCAAGGAGAUAUGGGAGCUCAAUCUUCAAGGGCUGUUUCCGGAGGCCAGACAACGUCACGCUAGCACUUCCUGUUAGUGCUGCAAUGCAAAAUAUGUCCGUGGACAACUGCGUGGAUCAGUGCACCGAGAAGGAGUUCUCUCUGGCAGCUCUGGCCGGGGAUAAAUGCCACUGUGGUUUCCCCACCACCCACUUCACCCUGCAUGAACCCGAGGAGGAGAAUCUGUGCCUUAAUCACUGUGCCGGCGAGGACUUGGAGAGCUGCGGAAAUGAUGACUACUUUGUCGUAUACCAGACGCAAGUGCAAGACAAUCGGUGUAUGGAUCGGCGGUUUCUACCUGCUCCUUUAAAACGCUUAACGGCUCUGGCUAGCUUUCCCGGGGCUGGAAACACUUGGGCCCGGCACCUCAUCGAGCUAGCCACGGGAUAUUACACGGGAAGUUACUACUUCGAUGGCUCGCUAUAUAACAAAGGUUUUAAAGGGGAGCGGGACCACUGGCGGAGCGGCAGGACCGUUUGCAUAAAGACGCAUGAAAGCGGCAGGAAAGAAAUCGAGGCCUUCGACUCCACUAUCCUCAUGAUCCGCAACCCAUACAAGGCCCUGAUGGCUGAAUUCAACCGCAAGUAUGGUGGGCAUAUUGGGUUUGCCUCUCAGGCCCACUGGAAGGGGAAAGAAUGGCCCGAGUUUGUAAAGAACUACGCACCGUGGUGGGCAUCCCACACCCUCGACUGGGUCCGAUACGGUAAAAAGGUCCACCUGGUGCACUUCGAGCAGCUGAAGCGGGACCUCUUCAUCCAUCUGAAGCGUAUCGUGCUGUUCCUGGGCCUCGAGGUCUCGGAGGACCGGCUGCUGUGCGUCGUCGCCCAGAAGGACGGGAACUUCAAGCGCUCGGGUCUUCGGAAGCUGGAGUACGAUCCGUACACGCCCGAGAUGCGGGAGAAGAUCGACAGCCUUAUACGUACUGUGGACAAGGCACUGAGGGAGCGGAACUUCUCUGGCGUUCCGGAUGACUACAGGUCUAGUUCAUGAAAACCUCAACAUCUUGUCUUACUUGGUCGUUUUUGUUGUUUUUCUUGCUUUUCGGACGACAGUACUAACUCUCCUUUAUAAAGCACUCGGUUUACUUGCUUUUACCAAAAGGACCACAGGAACUUCAGUAAGGAAAACACUAAACCAGCACUUUGCAGAUCUAGAAGGUUCAAUGACAAUAACAGACUGUCAGUGACUGUAAACAUGAAUGACUUUCUACGACGAGGACUAUUGGAAGUCAAGCACUUUUAGUGUGUAAGCCAUGUGUGUUUAUUUUUAUAGCAUGAAAGCAUGUUGCCAUCUCGAUCCUGAACCAUUCGUUUAAUGCUGGCCAGACAAACAUCAUGGCACUGGGCUAGAUGAAGCAGCAUGGAGCCAACAGUAAAUAGCAUAUUUUCAUGAAACAAAUUUGCUUUAUUGAUUAUUUGGGGGUUCAUUUGGCGGUGGUGUGGCACUGUGGCACUGUGAUGGAUUGGCGCCCUGUCUGUGGGGGUUCCUGCCUUGCAGCAGACCUGCUGGAGCCCCAACCAGACUAAAGCAGCUGAUGAGAAUUGAAUAAAAAAUGUAAGCAAGUUGUUUAAGCUUUCUAAACACCUAAACCUAAAAUCUGCAAGUUCAAAAAUAUGCACACAGGACACCCUACAUUCUCAGAUGACUUAAAGAAGACUCAAAGACCCCUUUAAGAGGUACCAUAACAUCAGGUGUGGCCAUUUUCAGAUCAGGGUUACAAAGAAUUACAUCCUGGAGAUGACUGGACCGUCCAAGUAAGCUUGUUGAACAAUGUGUAGCAUGGCGCCACCUUGUGGACUUACCACCUCAAGGGCAAUCAGUGGAUAUGAUCAAUUACCAUGUUUAAGUUUUUUGUAAUGGUUGUAAUUCUUGACAUGAACCUUUGGACCCUACUGUGCUCACACUAACCAACACUUUAUGUUAUUGUUGCAUAUUUUGUUUUUUUGGGUGAUAAAAGGCCUCGAAUAGAGAAAUAUAAAAAAAAAAAAAAAGAAAAGCUAGAAAAUACAAAUGCUGCUGAUGCCAAAGAGUGUGAACCUAAAUUCCACUAAAUUUAAAAGGAAAAAUAAUUCAAACAUCCAUUAGGGUCAUUUUAUUUGGCGUUUUUUGUUUUAUUUCAUUUUGGAGAACUUUUAUCUUAAAAAGCUGACCUGUCAG